Messenger RNA from Perca flavescens (yellow perch), 847 nucleotides. It is a transcript of the gene zwi, whose product is annotated as zwilling. The record is from RefSeq and is a predicted model, not a curated record. Lineage: Eukaryota; Metazoa; Chordata; Actinopteri; Perciformes; Percidae. The transcript has a single exon. The coding region runs from base 68 to 316 and encodes 82 amino acids.
AGUUAUGCAGCUUGCAUGUUAGGAGCCGACAUCCAGGCACGGGCUCGGGCUGACUGCCUCCGCUUCGAUGGGCAACACUAGCAUCACCGAGGGCAAGACUGCCCUGGCAGUGGGAAGCACCUCUAUAGCCAGGGGAAAGACUACUGUAGCCAUGGGCAACUCCUCCAUCUUCAGGGGAGUGACCACCACCUCCAUGGGAGACUCCACCAUCCAAAGGCAAAAGACGACGGUGGCUCUGGGACGGGCAAGCUUCAGCCGGGGAACCACAACCACCUCCUUCCGCAAAGCCUUGAUGUCCAAGCGUAAGAACACCUAGAUGGAAAGGACCCUUGAAGCCGGGGCUAAGACACGCAAAGCAACCAAGCAGUCCAAAAAAGACUCUAACAAUGAGUGGAAAACCUCAUUCUUGUCAAGCAAGACCUCCUUCACCAAAGGCAGGUUUUCGAUACUGAGGACUAAGUACGCCAUCUCCUGGGGUAAAUCAUCGAUCUUCUGGAGCAGAACCACCAUAACUUUGGGCAACACCAGCAUAGCGGUGGGCAAAACCUCUGUUACACGAGGGGAGACCACAAGCUCUCUCACCACCCUGACCUUCACCCAUGGGACCAAGUCUGUGUCUGUGGUCAAAGCCACCCUCAUCAGGGGCAAAGAAACGCACAGCAACAUCUACUGGGAUUUUCACACAUGAUUCCUGCACACACUUUAAACAAAAACCCAGGGAUAUUUCUAUCUGGUCAGUUUUAGCAGGUCAGUAGUCAAUAAAAAAAGAGCUGCUAUGUUUUUUGAUCAAUGUGUGUACAGGCCAAUGUGGCAUGACAUCAUCUGUUACCCGUUUGGACAAGGUAGA